Molecule: messenger RNA, 2278 nt
Organism: Austrofundulus limnaeus
Lineage: Eukaryota; Metazoa; Chordata; Actinopteri; Cyprinodontiformes; Rivulidae
Gene: csnk1a1
Product: casein kinase 1, alpha 1
Biological process (GO): protein phosphorylation
Molecular function (GO): ATP binding; protein kinase activity
Source: RefSeq, a predicted model, not a curated record
UCCACCUCCAGCGGAAACCAGCUGAGACGGGGCUAGAGAAGAGAAAAUGGCGGAGUGAGUGGGCUGCGCGUUGUUAGGACGGUGGCGACCCUUUAAGUUAGACUAAAACCUUCCUCAAAGUUCGUAAAAGCAGUUUCGAAAGCGUCGUUGUCCCCUUUACUGGGCGAAGGACGUAAACAUUAUUCAGCGGUAGCUUCGCUCGAUGCUAACGUCAGAUGUGGCUAACAUUAGCGGCUAACAGUUCAACUCAAGCAGGCCUCAGCUGUUGGAAUUUCGUCUUUGUUGUGCAUAUUGUGACAGCGACACGUUUAUUUCUGUGACUGUUUUAUCUGCAGUGAUUUUUUUUUACCGAUUAGUUACAACAAAACCGUGGAUUUAAUGAUCGUCCCUUUAUUUGUCGACGAUUGUUGUUUGUACUGAGCGCUGCCGCUGCUUUUAUUAUCCUCGUACAUCGCGAUCCGAACAAACGACUCUAUGUCCUGCUGAAAAUCAGGCUAGGCCCCUCCAUAAAAAAAACAAACCCAUCAGAUAUUGUGCUUGACUGGAUCGUAUUAUGGCGAGCAGCAGCGGCUCCAAAGCCGAGUUUAUAGUCGGUGGGAAGUACAAGCUUGUUAGGAAAAUCGGAUCGGGAUCUUUCGGUGACAUAUACCUGGCAAUCAACAUCACAAAUGGAGAGGAGGUAGCUGUAAAACUGGAAUCACAAAAAGCCAGACACCCACAGCUGUUAUAUGAAAGUAAGCUGUACAAGAUCCUACAAGGAGGUGUCGGAAUCCCACACAUCAGGUGGUAUGGCCAAGAGAAGGACUACAAUGUUCUAGUCAUGGACCUGCUUGGACCCAGUCUGGAGGACCUGUUUAACUUCUGCUCUCGUCGCUUUACCAUGAAAACAGUUCUUAUGCUGGCAGAUCAGAUGAUCAGCAGAAUUGAGUAUGUACACACAAAGAACUUCAUCCACAGAGACAUCAAACCAGACAACUUUCUCAUGGGCAUCGGCCGUCACUGUAACAAGUGUUUAGACUCGUCAGUGGGGAAGAGGAAAAGAAGCUUGGCUGUUAGCUCUUCUCAGGACUCAUCUUUCUCAGGAUUACACCAGUUGUUCCUUAUUGACUUUGGUUUGGCGAAGAAGUACAGAGACAAUCGAACACGGCAACACAUCCCUUACAGAGAAGACAAGAAUCUGACUGGCACAGCACGCUACGCCUCCAUCAAUGCACAUCUGGGCAUCGAACAAAGCCGCCGGGAUGACAUGGAGUCACUAGGCUAUGUGCUGAUGUAUUUCAACAGAACAAGUCUGCCAUGGCAAGGUUUAAAGGCUGCCACAAAGAAGCAGAAGUAUGAGAAGAUCUCAGAAAAAAAGAUGUCCACUCCUGUUGAGGUCCUUUGUAAGGACUCUGAACCACCAGUACGACUACACAUUUGACUGGACCAUGCUGAAACAGAAAGCAGCCCAGCAGGGAGCCACCUCAGGGGGCCAAGGCCAGCAGGCACAAACCCCCACAGGCAAGCAAAAUGACAAACCCAAGCCUAACAUGAAAGGAUUUUGAUUGGUCCCAUCACUGACCAGAUCUGCUGUUGGUGACCAGGACCAGCAGACGUCUCUUUCAAGCGACAAACAGAAAGUCUCUGUCUUUUCUUCCAUCAUAAGUAUCUAUGUAAUGGAAAUAUAUAGAUUUACACAAGGCUUUGCCAGCUGUGCCGUCUAUAUUUUCCUGUGUAUAAAUCAUAAAAUUCCACUUGGGAUAAUGUGUGGGGUUUAUUAUUUGGGUUUUCUUUGUUGUUGUUGUUGUCCUUUUUUAAAAGGGUGGGGGAAGCUGUAGAUGUCACCCCCAAUUACACACACACACACACACCUUUCCCCAUCUAUGUAUGUCCAUUUAUUUAAUUUAAAAUUUUUUAGGGAUUGGUUAAGAAUAGUAAGCUGACCUGUAUUUUUAUUUCCCUCUCAGUGGUUUAAAUCAUCCCUGUCGCUCCUUACUUAUUUUACUCCUUUCUUUACCAAACAAUUGGGGAAACAUGUAAACUUAAAACUUGUUAUUUUUGUUCUUUAAUUAAAAGAUGAAAUCUUGGAUGUUUAUUUACAAAAGCAUUUGAUUUUUGUUUGCUUUUCUUCCUGUUUUCCUAUGGUGAUCAAAAGGUUGCCAGUUGAUAAUAUAAGGAGGAAAUUGGCAGUAAUUGAUCGUAGGAUACUUCUGCUCUCUCCCUAUCUCUAGAAUUAUUAAAUCUGUUGUAAAAUGGUCUUCUCCAGAAAUGCCAAUAAAAAAACAUUACUUAACUCUGA